AUGAAAGGUCAGGCGUCGAGUUCCUACAAAGGCGCUGUCAAGUUCAGGAUGCCAACAGCCCAGAAUUUAGUACCGAUUCGCUUGGACCUCGAUGUCGAUGGCCAAAAGUUCAAAGACACUUUCACUUGGAACCCAUCUGACCCUGACUCCGAGAUUGUGGUGUUUGCGAGAAGGACAGCAAAAGACCUGAAGCUUCCUCCGGGUUUCAUUACAGUCAUGGCUUCUGCCAUUCAGUCACAGAUUGCAGACUUUCGGUCGUUGGAAGGCCAAGAUAUGUACCCGGGCGAGAGGAUUGUGCCAAUUAAGCUUGAUCUUCGAGUGAACCAUACUCUUAUUAGGGACCAGUUUUUAUGGGACUUGAACAACUUUGAAAGUGAUCCUGAAGAGUUUGCUAAAACAUUCUGCGCAGAUUUAGGUAUUCAAGAUCCUGAAGUGGGGCCUGCAAUUGCCUUUUCAAUUAGGGAACAACUGUACGAGAUUGCAGUUCAAAGUGUAGCAUCAGCAAGAGAAAACAGAAUAAGCAAAAAGGGACGCCGAGGGGCUGAGUAUACUCCAGUCAGUAAAGCAGGUAGUACUGGAUUGGACCUGGUGAAGUUAUUCGGUCACAAAUCUAGUGUUGUUCGGAAAAGGAAGGAGUGGGACGUAUACGAACCCAUUGUUGAUCUUCUAUCUAGUGAGGAAGUGGAUGCCCUUCAAGCAAAAGAAGAAAGGCUUACUCGGUGA
This is a messenger RNA of Prunus armeniaca (apricot), 723 nucleotides long. Lineage: Eukaryota; Viridiplantae; Streptophyta; Magnoliopsida; Rosales; Rosaceae. The record is from the annotation of a GenBank genome assembly.